Messenger RNA from Gadus morhua (Atlantic cod), 2948 nucleotides. RefSeq lists its product as uncharacterized. The transcript is spliced from 9 exons. NCBI's taxonomy places the organism in Eukaryota, Metazoa, Chordata, Actinopteri, Gadiformes, Gadidae. The record is from RefSeq and is a predicted model, not a curated record. The coding region runs from base 2045 to 2713 and encodes 222 amino acids.
ACUAAAAGGGAAAGUUGCAAGAGUAAAAGAAAAACAUCAGUUACACCAAAUAUGCAAACCACUUGGGUGUCUUGACCACAGUACACAUAAUCAUGUCUUUUCUUUUCUCUCUUACUACAGGCUUUUUACAAUGUAUAAUGUACUGCACAACUAAAUUGCCCAAACAAGUUCUAGCUUUUGUGAGGGAAAAUAACCUUGAAAUGACGGGUACAUGAAUUGAUCCUGGCCAAAACAUAAAAAUGGCACCCAAGCAAAAUACACAAAUAAGGUAAAACGAACAUUAACCUUGACGUUCCAGUUUCUGGGGAGCCUCGAGCGCCAGGUUCAAGAGCAGUUGACUGCUCGAGCUAUACACUGCUCCUGAACCAGGCGCACGAGCCUCCCCAGGGAAGAUGCUCAUCUUCCGUUGAUGUAGUUGGCAACUACGGUCGUACUGACAUUUACAGCAAUAACCUAUUAAUUAUUUAAUAUUAUAUACAACUCUUGGUAAGUAGAAUAACACGAAUAGCGAUCAUGUUUGACUGUCGGUCUGUUAGCAACUUUAGUUCGACCAUAUUCGUUCAUAGAUGACUAACUAGAUAUACUAACUAACGUUAGCUUUAUCAUCAAUGACAUUCAGCUAAACUCUGUGCCAAAUUGCUUAUGGCUACUGCUAUGCCAGGAUAAGUUAUUGCGGUUAUAACAGCUGUGUAUAUUUACUUCACAUUAACGUAGUCUAUGUUUAUAUUAGACUACGUUCAUAUGUGAGUAACAUUAAGAAACAACAUUGCUCAUAUGGCCAACUUAAAAUGUCAAAUUGCCAAAGAAUAGCAGCGAAAUGUCCGUUAUAUCAGAGACAUCUAUUGCGCUCGAGACAUCGUUUGAUUUGAUAAUCAAAGUUCAUGACAGAUUCUAGAAGGACAUUGAUAAAUUGGAAUUUUUAUACCAAUAAUACUAUGAAUGUCAUCCAUUAUAUUCGUUUUAGUCCCAUUUCCCAAUAAAUAACGUCACGGUCACGCGCUGCGUCCCUGACUAGCAGCUGAAUCCCGCGAAACCGUCGCGGGGAAAUCCAAAUCAUUAAAAAUGAUCAAUAUACUACGGGAAAUCGACCCGUGGACAUGUCGGCCCAGCUACAUAUUGUACCAUAAUACUAAAUAAAACCAAAUAUUAAUGACCCCUUCACCCAAGCCUCCACAAGGGCAAGAAAAAAAAUCGAAUAUAUGCAGUAACGCGCUCACACUAACUAGACUUCGUUAUAUAACUUAACUGCGUGCUGAAUCCAACGUAUCGUAAUAUUAUUUCCUGAAAGAAAGGACAGCACUGUUGCAUUCAAAACUUUUAAUCGCCAACAACGGACGUUUCCCUUUUUCAGCGUGUAAUGGCCGUGAAGAAGCCAUAACACGCUGAAGGGCGCGCGGCCCGAAACGUCCGUUGUUGGCGAUUCAAAGUUUCGAAAGCAACCGAGUGCUGUCCUUGCUUUCAUGAAACCAUAAUACUCAACAACUCCAUUUCUAAAUUACGCUUAAUUUGGAAACAAUUCUGCUGCUUACCUUGCUAUGCCACAUGUAAAUCCCUUGGCUGUCGGGUGCAGCCUGCUGGCAACGACGACUUGCGCACACUGCACAGAAGUGCGCCCCCUCAUUACAAAUGCAUUGAACCGGAACUGAAAUCACACGCAGCCUCUAUUUUUUUAACCAAUCUGAUCAGUUGAUUUACUAGUACGCCAGGUGUGGCCAUAAUAAGAAUGCAUGUGCUUUUUCAACUUGAAGGGACUUUCAAAUGAUUACAUAACUAAAAACGACAUGUUAUUAAAUGUUAACAUUCAAAUACACAUUCACACAGAAUGCACGGUUUUAAUCCUGUCAGAUAAGCACACUGCAAGCCAUCUCAUAAAUAGUAUAUCUUAGUUUAUUACAGCUGCCUGUAGAACCUUCUACACGUUCAAAGUGAAUGUAUUUGUAUAUUUAUCCUGAAAUAGGUCCUUAAUAGGCUAUACAUUAUUAGAAGGGGGAUUCUUCACUUGCAUGUGAAAGGGUUAAAUGCAACUAUUCAUUGUUGUCACACUAUGCCAUCAAAACUAACUUUGUGUUUUUUUUCUUCUUCAUUUGCAUAUUUAUGGGACACUGAAGACCAUUCAAAGCUCACGGCAGAAAAGAUGGCACAGGUGUGGAAGGUCGUCGAAUUCAAAGAUAGGAGCACUACCAUAGUGCCAAGCAGCUGGUUGGAGGAGGCAGGGGAGUCAUGGAAUUGUUUCUGGCCUCCUAGUUCUUAUGAUCAUAUCCGCCUCCAGAAGGCAGUCGCGCACCACCUUCCUCCAGGUGCAGCGUGGGACGUGCACGGUGACGUGAGGGUCUUGGUUAGCUGUGCAACAUAUGUAAAGGCAAAGGACUACCUGAAAAAGUCCUUACUGUGUUUAACAUCAGACAUACAGUCAGAGGCUGAAGACCCUAUCAGAAGGAAAAAAAGGCCAAACUCACGCUACCUGCAGGAGCCAGCUGGAAGAGUCCAGACCACUACGGGCCCGCCGCAACACUUUUUUGAAGGUGUGGACACUGAUGACGAGGCACCACCCCCCCCAAGAAAAACAGCACGACAAUCUGUAGAUGUAGGGCCAGACAUCAGUAGUGAGUGGCUAUUUGGGCCAUCGACCACCCAAAGAGCUCAAUCAAAUGGCAGCCAGAGACUUGAGCUACUACAUAUAGAUAGUCCAACCAAGCCACCAGCUAUUGCAUGAUAUGGGAAUAUCUAAAGUCGUGGAGCUGCUUUCCAAAGUGCUGGAAGAAAAUAAAUUGAUGAAAGCAGAAAUUACCAACCUGGGGAGUGAAGUGAGGGCGCUUAGGAGAGAGAUGGUGAGGCCGGUAGCACCAGAAGCUGCCGCUUCGUCCAUCAAGCUGCCUCUGAGGACAAUGGAGGAGUUUCAAUUAGCAGAGGCUGUUAUGAGAGAAACCCCCUGCGAAAAACAAAAGAUG